CAAUCAACUUAAUCUAUAAAAAACUGAUCAAAACAUACAAAAUAGAAUAGAAUUAUGAUAGAAAAAUAAAUUUUGAUCGAAAAUAUUUGGUAAAUCAGAAAGUAUAAUAAGUUCUACCUCUGUGUUUGAUGGAAAACAUGUCCGGAACAAAAUUAGACAUUCUCUGGUCACCGGUGCACCAUGAUAAAUUUAUUGUUUGGGGUCCUGACAUAACCUUAUAUGAAGUUGCAAAACUUACAGAAAUUGAGAAGAAAACAACAUUUAGUCAGAUAUCGUCAACGCGAGGGGCGACAGUGUUGGCAUCGCAGAGCGCUAGCGGUGUACGCUGUGUGGACAUCAGUGCUAUAGCUGAUCAUCCUGACCUGUUGCUUGCACUGGGACAUGUCAGUGGCAGAGUUACCCUUGCCAGCAUCAAACAGACAUAUGAUCCAUUAGGACUCGUCGGAAGAGAGUUUGUGCCCAAAUAUGGACGUCCAUGUAAUGGGUUGUCAUGGAGUCAUGAUGAGACCAAUCUCAUAGCGGUGGCAUUGGACAAACACCGCAGUGACAACUGUAUUCAAGUUUGGGAUGCAAACAGAUCUUCUGUGUCAACUGAUGAAUUUACAGAAAACACUCCAGCACUUCAAUCAGAGCCUGCGCGGCCCAUUGCUGAGCUGGCCUUGUCAGAGACUGCUCACAGUGUGGCCUGGACUGAUCUCGGGAACCGCACUCUUGCUGCAUCCAUGAAUAUGAAGCAUAUAAAGAUUUAUGACCUAAGAGAGCAGAGCGGGACGGCUGUGGGCGUGGCGACGAGCCGGCAAUGCCUGGGAGUGUGCGCGGCGCGGCGCGGCUGGCAGCUGGCGUCGCGCGGCGAGGCCGGCGUCUGCGUGUGGGACGCGCGCGCGCUCGCCCGCCCGCUGCUCACACUGCCCUGCGCUCGCCCGCCUCGCAAAAUACAGUGGUGUCCCACGAGACGAAACCUUCUGAUGUCGCUGCAGCGCGACUCCAGCACGUUGCGCCUGCACGACAUACAGCACGCGCAGGAGUACAGAUCAUCACAAUCAGUCGAUAGUUCAAUGUCUGCGACUCCGGCGCUGGAGGAGACGGAGGAGGGCGGGGCGCGCGGGCCGAGCGUGCUGGAGCGCGAUGUGAGCCCCGCCGCGCAGCCGCUCGCCGCCUUCUGCUGGCACCCCGCGCACGAGGCCCGACUGCUCGCGCUCUGCCUCUCCGGCGGCGUGGUGGAGUACACGGUGUGCGAGCGCGUGACGCUGGCGUGGGGGGCGCGCGGCGGGCUGGUGUGGGCGGGGGGCGGAGCGCUGCGGCUCAUGCGGGACGACUUCUACGGCGCGCUGCAGGACGUCUCCCAUCGCAUGCAGCGCCGCGCCGCCACCGACUACGGCCUCAAGCCGGACCUGUGGCAGAACGCAGAUCUGGCCGAGGACGAGGCUCUGAGUGGGUUAUGGCACUUCCUGGCGCUGAGCAAGUCCUUGGUGGAGGACGGAUGCUUCCGCAACAGUCCGUGGAAGUUGCCGGGCGUGCGCACAGUGCUGCGCGCGCCGGGCGACGGCGGGUACCGCUCCGAGGCCGUGCCGCUGCUGCUGCCCGACAUGCCCAACCGCAAGGUCACCGUAUACAGGAGUGCGGAGCGCACUUGCGCGCUGCAGCUGUGCGGGUGGGGCUGGGGCUGGGAGAACGCGGGCGUGGGCGUGGAGCGCGCGGAGGCGGAGGGCACGCCCUGCCGCGCCGCCGCCCUCGCCGCCUUCCAUCUGCGCACGCGCACUGCGCUCGACGUGCUGUCGCGCGCGCAGGAGCCGCGUCUGCGCGUCGCUGCACUCGCGCUGGCGGGUCCGGGCGCGGACGAGCGGCUGUGGCGCGACGCGAUGAGUGCGGCGGCACCCGCGCUGCCCGACGCCUACCUGCGGGCGCUGCUGCACUUCCUGGCCGCCACCGCCAGCGCGGGCGCAGCGCAGCCCGACCUCAGCGCCGUGCUCAACGAGACGGAGAUGCGGCUGGAGGACCGCGUGGCGUUCGCGUGCAUCUUCCUGCCGGACGGGCGGCUGCAGGAGUACGUGCGGGCCACUUGCGACGCGCUCACCGAGCAGGGCGACCUCGCCGGCAUCCUGCUCACAGGCGUGAGUCCGGAGGGCGUGGCGCUGCUGCAGCGCUGGGUGGAGGCGACGGGCGACGUGCAGUCCGCGGCGCUGCUGGCCGCGCGCUGCUGCCCCGCAGACCUGCUGCGCGACCGCCGCGUCUCCGCCUGGCUCGAGAGCUACCGCACGCUGCUGGACAGCUGGCGCAUGUGGUGGGCGAGGUGCGCACUGGACACGUGCGUGUGCGCGUGCGCGGGCGAGGCGGGGGAGGGCGCGGGCUCGCCGGCGGCGGCGCGGCGCGUGGGCGUGGCCUGCAACUACUGCGGCAAGUGCGUGGCCGCGCCCGCACACAGCGCCCGCCCGCGCGCCGCACUCGCGCGCCUCCCGCCGCCCGCCAACAAGAUGAAGAUAUCGUCGUGUCCGAACUGCCGCAAGCCGCUGCCGCGCUGCGGCGUGUGUCUGCUGCACCUGGGCACGGGUAGCGGCUUCGUGAGCGUGGGCGGCGUGGGCGGCGGGGUGGGCGGCAUCGUGGGGGGCAGCGUGGGCGUGGGCGGGGCGCAGUUCGGCGGCUGGUUCAGCUGGUGCGUGGCGUGCCGACACGGGGGACACGCCGCUCACUUGCUGCAAUGGUUCAGCGAGCACUCUGAGUGCCCGGUGAGCUCGUGCUCGUGUCGCUGCAGUUCUCUGGACCCGCCCGACCAGCUGUAGCCGCGCUCACAACGAGCCCUCGCAAACUCUACACGUACACCUUAAUUAGUGUUUUAAAGUUCACAUUUUGAAAAUUAUGAAAAUGACAGCGUCGAUGCCCAAUUACGUGUAUAAAUUCUUUGACAAAUUUGUGUUCAUGUGAAAAUCCGAAUAAUGUAUUGCAUAAUGUCAGUCAACAAACUGCUCGCAUUCUAUUCGCUCAAACAUCAUAAAAUUACGUUAAGAACUACUUUCAUUUUCAAUUCUCUUACUUCAUUUUGACAUAUUUGAAAAGUCUACGAUAGAACCUAUCGCAGGGCUUUAAAUUCGU
Messenger RNA from Papilio machaon (common yellow swallowtail), 3087 nucleotides. It is a transcript of the gene mio, whose product is annotated as GATOR complex protein MIOS-B. The record is from RefSeq and is a predicted model, not a curated record. Gene Ontology annotation, molecular function: protein binding. Gene Ontology annotation, cellular component: cytoplasm. The transcript is spliced from 17 exons. The coding region runs from base 129 to 2777 and encodes 882 amino acids. Gene Ontology annotation, biological process: positive regulation of TORC1 signaling; cellular response to amino acid starvation. NCBI's taxonomy places the organism in Eukaryota, Metazoa, Arthropoda, Insecta, Lepidoptera, Papilionidae.